Messenger RNA from Saprolegnia parasitica CBS 223.65, 2401 nucleotides. RefSeq lists its product as hypothetical. The record is from RefSeq and is a predicted model, not a curated record. NCBI's taxonomy places the organism in Eukaryota, Oomycota, Saprolegniomycetes, Saprolegniales, Saprolegniaceae. Gene Ontology annotation, molecular function: GTP binding. The coding region runs from base 53 to 2401 and encodes 782 amino acids. The transcript has 2 exons.
ACGAUGCGUCAAAGCGGCUGCCGCUGCCGAGCGACGUCCAGCGGGUUGGUCGAUGCGACAGCGAGUGGCGAGUAUGCUGGAUCAAACGAACUUUGCGACGCUUCGCACCGAGACGCUGGUGCUCCAGCAGCGAUUUGCUUGCGAGUCGGAACUGCGCAUUGCGCUCCAGCGGGAGACGAACGUACCCAACCAAGCGAUGCUGCGCCAGCGCAUCGCCUCCGAUGAAGCGGUCUACAAGAGAGCUGUGCGCAUGGUGUCUCAAACGCCACUGCUCGUGUACUUCUUGUACACUCUCGAACAUCCGGAUGUCGCGGUCCGCGAGAUGCGCAUCAUCGACCUCGAGCGUCAACUCGCCGAGAGAUGCAAAGCGAUUACGGCCAAGGCGCGCGCAGAGUGCGAGUGGGCGUUCGUGGCCCUCAGCGAAGUCGACGACGAUGCCACGCGAGCCGCGUACGCUGCGGCCCUUGCGACGUUGGGCAACACGGCCACCGGUCUCGAGCAUCUUUGGCGCGAGCUCUCGCACAUGUACACGGCCGACCCCGACGUUUACGCGCAUCUGCCACCGCUGGCGGUCCAGCACCUCCUCGACGGCUUUCCGCUCGAGCUCAUGGACGGCGACGCCGGCAUGGCCAACGACAAGUGGAUCCGCGCCAUCCUUCGCUGUCUCGAUGAGGCGUUGCCCGCCGACACGCGCGUCUUCGUGCUCUCGGUCAUGGGCGUCCAGUCGUCGGGCAAGUCGACGUUGCUCAAUAGCAUGUUUGGCGUCCGACUCCGGACGAGCGUCGCGCGCUGCACACGCGGUGUCAACUUGCAGCUCCUCGCGUGCGACCAUGGCGGUGCGUACGACUACAUUUUGCUCCUGGACACGGAAGGCAUCCAGUCGCCCGAGUUCGUCGGCGUCAAAGGCAACGUGUGGCGCGACAACCGCAUGGCGUCCGUGGCGAUCUUGCCCGCGGAUGCGACCAUCAUCUUGACACAGGGCGAGUCGACCAACACGAUCAACGACGUGCUGCCGAUUGUGCUCUCGGCCUUUGCCAACUCGGAGCUCGCGGCCGCGUCGGGUGGCCACCUCCGGACAAAGCUCUACUUUGCGUUCAGUCAGAUCGAUGUGACGCAGAAAAACCGCAUGGCCAAGAUGCUGCGCGUACUCGUCAACUGUCUGCGCAGAAGCGCCGAGCAGAUUGCGACCGUGCGGCAGGCGACGGCCACGACGUUUCUGCACGACUUUUCCGCCGACAUUUCGGACGAAGCGACCAGUGCCAUUCGCUUCUUCGGUCUCUCGCAAGGCCAGACGACGCCGCCCCACGAUGGGCCGCUGCCCGAUUUUGGCGACCGUCUCGUCCGCUUCCGAGACUACAUGCACGCGCGGGCUGUCGAGGACGAAGCGUGGCGAGCGCGGACCUUUGGCGAGCUCAGCAAGAGCUUGGAUUUGGUCUGGCUGUGUCUUCAGAGCGCCGACUUUGAGCUGGGCUUUGCGUCCGCCCACGAACGCGUCAUGUACGACCGGCUGGUGCAAGCCAUGGCAGGGUACACGCAAGCGCUCGCCACGAUCUACAGCGAGGCCUUUGACGCGGUGCUGCAGACGAUGAGUGCGGACCGCGCCGCUAGCAAGGCGCCGGAUGGCAACCGCAGCCACAAGUACGAGCUUCUCCUCGCGCGUCACGUGGAGAGCGCGGUCGGUGCGCUGGACGCUGUCGUGGCGACGGCGCUGGGCCAAAACGAGUUUGCCAAAUGGGCCAUCGCGAUGGAAAUUACGUGGGCGGACAAGAAGCGGCGGCAAGCGUCGCACUCGGAGCGCCUCGUGCACACGAAAGUCCAGCACCUUUUCGACUGUGACGCGAUCAUGAAGGCGUACAAGGAAGAGCUGCAAGCGGCCAUUGUCGACCACAACGCCAAGUGGGGCCCAGAGACGACGAUGGCAGCCUUUGACUCGAUCUUUGACGCGAUUUUGGUCAAGGCCCGCAAGGCCAAUCCGCCGCUCGCCACGCUCGUGCCCAAGCUCGUACAUGGCGUCAUCCACGACAGCAAUAUCUUUACCCCCGACGAGCUUCGGCUCUUGACAAGCAGCGACGACGAUGAUCCGUCCAUGCUUCAAAGCGCGCUGCAAGCGGCGAGAAACUCGGUGCGUGGCGCCGACGUCUCGCGCGAUGCAGAAGUCGCCAACGCGGUGCGCGAUCGCGUGUGCAGCGACCUCGCCGACGUCGACCGCUACGCAGAGAAUGUCGCGCUCGCGUGCGUGAUGCACGUCAAGCGCCUCUUGGGCGAGAUGCAGUUGAAGCCGUCGGAGCGCAAGGUCGGUCUCCGUGCGCUCGACGCGACGCUCAAGUCGGAGCUCCAGCAGCGCCAAGCGCGCUGGGACGCGGUCAACAGUGUCGUCGCCAAUGGCUCGAUCUCCACUUGA